ACCCUUCCUCUCCCCCUCAUCUCACCACUACCACCUUCCACUUCUCCCAUCUUCUGAAAUCUGAGCCUCCCUUCUUUCCACUCUGUUGACACCACAACUUCUCUCCUACAGAUAUCUCCAGAAUGGCUCUCAGGAAAUCAAACAAACUACCUCAAACAGCAGUCAUCAAGCAGAUUCUCAAGAGAUGUUCAAGCUUAGGCAAGAAACAAGGGUACGACGAUGAAGGUCUUCCAGUCGACGUACCAAAGGGCCACUUUGCAGUCUACGUCGGGGAGAAGAGAAGCAGAUACAUUGUCCCCAUUUCCUUACUCACUCAUCCAGAGUUUCAGAGCCUCCUCCAGAGAGCCGAAGAGGAGUUCGGCUUCGAUCACGACAUGGGUCUCACUAUUCCUUGCGAAGAAGUCGUUUUCCGCUCUCUAACUUCCAUGCUCAGAUGAAAGAUUACUGUUGUCGGUGUUUUAGGAGAGAGGAUGACAAAGACGAAGCUGCAUCAUAUCACUGCUUCUCUUUUUUUCUCCCUCUCUCCUCUCUCUCUCUCUCUCUCCUUUUACUUCUCAUUUUGAUCUCUUCCCUUCUUUCGUUUUCUUUUCUUUUUGUACUUCCUUUUUCUGACCCAAGACAUAUGAACCUUUUCUGGGUUAGAUUUGUACAUUUUAAGCCAAGAUUUUCCUCACAGUGGUGUUUGUGUUGCGCCCUGCGAGAGACUAAUGAAACUAAAGUGGGUGAAUUCCCUUUUCCUAUUCUCA
Molecule: messenger RNA, 746 nt
Organism: Nelumbo nucifera (sacred lotus)
Lineage: Eukaryota; Viridiplantae; Streptophyta; Magnoliopsida; Proteales; Nelumbonaceae
Product: protein SMALL AUXIN UP-REGULATED RNA 12
Biological process (GO): response to auxin
Source: RefSeq, a predicted model, not a curated record